Messenger RNA from Pelobates cultripes (western spadefoot toad), 258 nucleotides. NCBI's taxonomy places the organism in Eukaryota, Metazoa, Chordata, Amphibia, Anura, Pelobatidae. The record is from the annotation of a GenBank genome assembly.
GACAAUGCUAUUUUUGAUUUGCAUUUUGAAAAUGAUAUCUACACUUUGGAGGCCUAUAGUACGGCAUCUAAAUAUGCGUUUCUCCGUUGCAUACGUGAGAUGAGUGAGGAAUACCUUCAGCGUGACCUUCAAUGGCAGAAUUUUGACCAUGACUUUGUUGGUAACAGCAACUCUUUUUUGGUCAUAGAUGACAUAAUGCUAUCCCUGAGACUCUGCAUUGAAGCAAUAAGCUUUGGUUGCCUUUUCAGUUGUUUCUAA